AUAUGUGCAACAUUUAUCACUGUAUUUAACUUGAAGUACAAAAAUAACUAAAACUGAAAUAAUUUAGUUAAAAAAAAAAUAUAUAUAUAUAUAUAAAAGACGCAUUAAAAAAAACAUGCAACAAAAAUACUAAGAUGCUACCUAAAAUUAAAAUGAAAGUAAAAAUAUAACCUGGAAGCAAAAUCUGGAAAAUAAUGUAUAAACCAAAUUCAUCUUUACAGUUUUUUUUUUUACAAACGCUAGGACACAUUUCUCAAUACUUGGGUUACUCUUCACACAGCGAGCACAACAUCAGUGUCUGUGGCUAAACUGUGGAUCGUUUAUCGCUGCUUUGGCACAAAGUGCAUUCAUUGACCGCAUCUGUCAAAUCACAUCAAUUCUUUUAUCACUUCUACACAAACACCACCGAAACUUUAUGUUCUAUAUGAGCCAAUUUACACGUUUAUAUGAGUUCAAAACCUAGCACAGUACAAAAAUGAGUUUGCAACAUUUCUACAGUAUUAUCAUAUAGUAAAAAUCUAAUACUAUCAAAGCAGUUGCAUGUAGCUGAUUAUCUUCACAAGUGUUAGUCUUUCACUUUCAUUACCAUCUAUACAAAACUGGAAUAAUCUUGUACUCUAAUAUAAACAUGGACAUGUAACAUGUCCUGCAGUGAAUUAUAAACAGUAGAGAGCAUCAUUCUUCAGCCGGGCUCACACUGGUAGGAUUGUACUUGUCAGACUGUACGAACAUGAUGAUCAUGUCACACUGUGGGAUCUCAGUUGUUGUUAAUGUCAGACUGUACGACAGUCAAGACGCCUUAAAGAUGGGUGCACGCAAGAAAACUUGUCCGGAGUUUUACAUUAUCAACCCUCACAUGUUAAGUGACCGCGAGCUGCAUUGCGAGGCUGAAAUGUUGGCUAUCAUCAAAAGUAUAUGAACGGCGGCAAUACCGGAGUAUUUAAGUAAGCGGCACUGCACACCCACAUGAAAACAGCGGCGCAACCGGUGUAUAUCAGAUGAAUUCUGUGAGCGCCGGACAUUAAGCCAGAUAGAAGAAAUCUCUAGCAUUAAUUCUGAUCAUAGCUUGCCUUGAAAAACAAACUCAGUUUGACGUUCGUCGUAGGAGAAGUCACACUGCAGGACUGUGCGCCAAAUCUUCUGACACUGCCAGAAUUUCGUCUGAGGUUAAAUUCGAUCGCGACAGGCAUUAGACGGCUGUCGGUGAACAUGUCAAACCAGCGAUCAAAGACUACAGAUUUUAGCCUAGGAUUCAAAAUUUGUCUCAGAUGACCAAAUCGUGGCCAGAAUCGCACAGUGUGAGCCGACUUUAUUCUGUAAAGAAAUCAUUGUGUAGUGCUGUCUGUUGUUAUUGUUUUUUAGCUCGUUGUGUUAUGAGUGAUGAAGUGUGUUUGUUUGGUGAAAACCUUUGCUGGAGUUACGUUAGAGUGAGAUGAUUUAAAACAUUACUGAAGUGUUUCAGUGGUUUUAGGGCAUUCUGAAUGUGAAAUGAACUGCUGAAGCUGAAAGACGGCUCGAGAACUGUGUGAAGAGUUUUGAAAAAGUGACUGUAGUGUUGAGAAAUGUGUCCUAGCGACAGUAAACUGUAAUUUUCUGGCUACAUUAAAAACCAAAAGUAUAUUUUCUAAACAAAAGUUACAGAACUGACUGAAUAAUAAGUGUGUGUGUGUGUGUGUGUGUGUGUGUGUGUGUGUGUGUGUGUGUGUGUGUGUGUGUGUGUGUGUGUGUGAGUGUGUGUGAGUGUGUGUGUGUGUGUGUGUGUGUGUGUGUGUGUGUGUGUGUGUGUGUGUGUGUGAGUGUGUGUGAGUGUGUGUGUGAGUGUGUGUGUGUGAGUGUGUGUGAGUGUGUGUGUGUGUGUGUGUGUGUGUGAUUCACAGGUUGCUUACCGAACCCAAAGGUCUGUGCGGGUUAAAAGAGGAUAGAGUUUAUACCAGUAGUCUGUGAUCCUCAACGUCCGGCCAGAAACACACAACAACACACCAGGACAUCUGUGUGUCGGCAGAUCUCGCUCGUGACUCUUGUCCAAUCAGAGCCGGGGGGCGUGUCCAUGGAUCCGCUCGCCGGGGUUCUGAGCUGAAGUUCUGAGUUUGUGACUGAAGACUGCAGCGAUGGAGUGUUUCGGCGCUGGACGCUCUCAGUCUCCGGGUGAUUCGGGAUCGUUUGGGGUCAGAGUGCAGGUCCAGAGCAUCUCCGGCCGGCCGUACGUGGUCCUGAACGCUCAGGGCAGACCCGAGUAUCCAGACGUCUUCCUCACGGAGCCUCGGCGGCAGGAGUUUGUGUCCAGCAUGAGCGGCAGUGCGUCCAGCGCUCAAAGCCCUCGAGCGGAUCACCACGGGUCACUCAGAGCCUUCAGACCCCCGGCGGUCCAGCAGAGGAGCCCCGAGAUCCUCAGCAGACACAGCCCUUCCUCGCCCGGGACGCUGAAGAGAGCCCGGAUCCCGGGGCCCGGAGUCCAGGAGCCGUCGGUGGAGAGGCUUCCCUGCCGGCCGUCUGGACCCGUCUCUGAGACACACGACGCCGGAUCCCCUCGCAGCCGAGUCCGGCCCGAGGGCGAGUCCAGGUCGGGUGGGACCGGGAUCGGAGCGGAGGCCGGCGGCUUCACACAGACAGAAGGGUCACAGCAGCGGGAGAGGUCAGAGGUCACAGAGGAGAACGGCAGUGGACAGGCCACACCUGAUCUUCUGAGAGGACGGCGAGAGCUUCCGGAUCAUCCUGACGAGGACACCGCUAAACUGGUGAUGAUUAACUACCUGAAAGACGGGUCCUGUGAGGGUGACGCCGUUAUCAGGCGGAGGGUGGAGCUGAUGUUCGACAAGAUCCACGUGUUGAAGUUCAGAGCGCUGGAGGAGUUGGAGUUUGCAGCUCCUCUGGAGGAGGUGAAAGAUCUUAAAGACAGAAGGGCGGCGCUAGAGAGACACGUCAGUCACUUACAGCAGCAGCUGCAGGAAGCCCAGCAGAACAACAAGAGUUUGUCUGAGGAGAAAGAGGAGAGGAACGCCAACCUGAGGGGACUGCAGGAGGCGCUAGAGAGGAGCGAACAGGAGCAGAUCACACUCCGCCACAAACUCACUGACAUGGAGAAAGAGCUGCAGACCUCACUGGAUCAACUCCUGCAGGCCAGAAGGGCUCGUGAUCAGUAUCGUUCUGAUAUGAGGGAUCUGCAGCAGCAGCUGUCUGACAUCCAUGAUGAGUUAGACAGCGCUAAGAGCUGCAAGGCCGGAGAGAGAGACAGACUGCUGCAGGAUCUGUGUGAGUUGCGCGGGGAGUUCGAGGCUCUGCAGCGGGUGCAGGAGGAGCAGGAGGAGGCGCUGCACCGGCGGGAGAGGGAGCUGACGGCCCUGCGGGGGGCGCUAGAGGAGGAGAUCUCCGCUCACGCCAGAGACGUGGAGGCGCUGCAGGAGGAGCACCAGCAGGAGAUCCACAGACUCCGGGAAGCCACGCAGGAGGCCAAAGAGAGUGUGGCUCUGCUGGGUCAGAAGGUUCUGGAGGUGGCGGCAGAGAAAGGAGCCGGUCAGACGCUGAUCUCAGAGCUGAAGCAGACUAAAGCAGAUCUCCAGCAGAAGAUAAGUGGUCUGGAGGAUCAGAUCUCCUCCCUCAACCAUCUCAUCCAGCAGAAGCAGGAGCAGGAGAAACACCUCACAGAGCGUGUGGAGCAGCUGACGAUGGAGAAACAGAAUCUGGAGGAGGAGCUGCAGGAGGUCAGACAGCAGGAGGAGGACAUGUGUGGAGCCAACCGAGCCCUGAUGAGACACCUGGAGGACACACAGAGUGAGCUGAGCAGGUUGACUCGAGCUCAUCGUGAGUUGAAGGAGCGGUUUGAGGAGGAGCGCCGUCAGAUGGAGGAGCUGCAGAGGAGACGCAGUGAGUUAGAGGAGGAGAGGAGGAGCCAGGACCGAGUGUUAGAGCGGCUGCAGGAGGAGAUGAGUGUGGCGGUGACGGGGUCCGAGCAGGAGACGCAGAGGCUGCAGGAGGAGGUGGACGUGCUUAGAAAUCAGAGCCAGAGAGAACUGGACACACUACACACACAGCUACACGACACACACACACAACUACAGACACACACACACGCCGCACAGGAAUACCAGAGAGAGCGGUGUGUGUUGGAGGAGAAACUCUGUCGCUGUGAGUUUGAUCUGAACGAGGCAGAAUUGAAAUCUCAGCAGCUGCAGAAGAGAAUAAAAGAGCUGGAGGAGAAACAACACACACAUGACGACAGACACAACAAACUCAUGGAGGUGCGAGUGUGUGAGCUGGAGCGGAGUGUGUUAGAGGAGCGCAGCAGCUCAGACGCACUCAUGAAGAGACUGGAACGAGGCCGAGAGCAGAUAGAGCAGGUGAGAGCUGAGCUGCUGCAGGAACGAGCUGCUCGACACGAGUUGGAAUGUGACAAGAUCCGUCUGGAGCGACAGAAUAAGGAUCUGCGCGGCCGUGUGUCGCAGCUGGAGGGAUCUCAGCGCGUCGGUCAGGACGCCGUCGUCUCCAAACUGCAGCUGCACCUGCAGGAGCUGGAGGAGAGGCUGCUGGGAGAGGAGAAAGAGAAGAGCGAGCUGCAGCAGAUGAACCGCAGGCUGGAGCGCCGCAUGAAGGAGCUGACGCUGCAUCUGGAAGAGGAGAAGCUCUCGCUGCAGGACCAGAGAGACCAGCUGUCUCUGCGUCUGAAAGCCCUGAAGCGUCAGCUGGACGAGGCCGAGGAGGAGAUCGAGCGGCUGGAGAACAGCAGGAAGAAGCUGCAGAGAGACGUGGAGGAACAGCAGGAGAUCAGUGACCAGCUCAACACCGAGAUCUGCAGCCUGCGCAACCACAUCAGGCGCAACACGAGACCCAAUAAAGCUCAGACUCCAGCUGAUGAAGAUGAUGAUGAAGAAGAUGAGACUGACGUGACGCUAGACAUGAAUUAAUUGCUGAAGAGUUGGAUUAUGAUUUUACAGUCGUGAAGCUGCUGGUCACAUGACUGCCUACCUGCAGCGAGGACAAGAGCUGCUUUAAACACAAAGCAUGCUCACACCACAUGUUGAUGUCAUUUAGUUCAUAGAAGUUCAUUGAUAAAGAAAAUCUAUUUAUGACAUUAUUUUUGACAGCAUUUUUACGCAAGUGCCUAAAACUGUUAACAGUGCUGUAGCUCUGCAGGAGGUUUCUUGAAGCGUCUUGAGACACAGUUCUUCUGGAUUGAGUCUCAGUUUGUUCUGUUUCUUCAUGUCACUCCAGACAGACUGAUGAUGAUCAGAUCACAUCACUAAAAUAUCACUGGAUUAUUACUAAUUAUUUGGAAAUGUAAACUGAUAUUUCCUCCUGACACACUACAGCAAAAGAUAGAAAUAACUGACUUAAAACCAUUUUAUAGCUGCUGAAAAUACUAGUGUUCUAAUCAUUUGGGCCACCACUGUAUAUAUAUAAUAUUGCACACACACACACACACACACACGCACACACGCACACACACACACACACACACACACACACACACACACACACACACACACACACACACACACACACACACACACACACACGCACACACACACACACACACACACA
Messenger RNA from Onychostoma macrolepis, 5535 nucleotides. RefSeq names its product cingulin-like protein 1. Gene Ontology annotation, molecular function: protein dimerization activity. The record is from RefSeq and is a predicted model, not a curated record. Gene Ontology annotation, cellular component: myosin complex. The transcript has 21 exons. The coding region runs from base 2109 to 4898 and encodes 929 amino acids. Lineage: Eukaryota; Metazoa; Chordata; Actinopteri; Cypriniformes; Cyprinidae.